Molecule: messenger RNA, 1533 nt
Organism: Vicia villosa (hairy vetch)
Lineage: Eukaryota; Viridiplantae; Streptophyta; Magnoliopsida; Fabales; Fabaceae
Exons: 1
Coding region: 1-1533 (510 amino acids)
Source: RefSeq, a predicted model, not a curated record
AUGUCAAAAAUUAAUGAGGAAUUUGCUGGUCUGGAAGAAGAUAAUGUUGUGAGGGCAGAAGAUAAUGUUGUGAUGGCAGAAGAUAAUGUUGUGAGGGCAGAAGAUAAUGUUUUGAUGGAUGAUGACAAUGUUGUGAGGGAUGAAGAGACUAUUGUGAGUGAAGACUGCACUGCUGUGAGGGAUGGAGAGAAUAUUGUGAGGGAAGAUUGCACUACUGUGAGGGAAGAUUGCACUACUGUGAGGGAUGAAGAGACUAUUGUGAGGGAAGAGGUACAUACUGUGAGGGAAGAUUGCACUACUGUGAGGGAAGAUUGCACUACUGUGAGGGAUGAAGAGACUAUUGUGAGGGAAGAGGUACAUACUGUGAGGGAUGAGGACAAUGUGGGUGAGGUGAAUGAUGGGUCUACUACUGAUAGUGGAGAUGAUAGUGCUGAUGAAAAUUAUGAGAGUGCUAUGGAAGUGGGAUUUGAUGAUUCAUCUGAUGGCUUUGAAGAAUUAGAGGAAGAAGAUUUGGAUGAUCUUCUUGAAGAUCUAGAGGGGGGACAAAGCAAACAACAGUUGGAUAAAGAUGGUUUGGAAGAGGAAAUAGCAAAUGAUAGUGAGGAACUUGAAAGUGGCUGUGAUAGUGAAGAAGGUGAUGUUAAACAUAAGAGUUACCCAAUGUUUAAUGUGAAGAAGGACAUGGCAGAUUAUAAGUGGGAAGUAGGAGUGUACUUUAGGUCAAAGGAUGACUUCAAGGAAGCUAUAACAUCAUAUGCUGUGCAAAGUGGAAGAAAUAUGAGGUUUACAAAGAAUGACAAAGUGAGGGUGAGGGUUAAAUGCAAGGAUGGGUGUCAAUGGGAAGCAUAUUGUGCUAAAUUGCCAAAUGAAGAAACAUGGCAACUAAGGAAAUUGGUUGAAAAGCAUGAGUGCAGUAGAGAGUAUAAUGUGAAAAUGUUGACCACUAAAUGGCUGAGCAAGAGAAUUCAAAACUCUCUGAAAACCAAUCCAAGGAUGAAGAUUAAGGACAUAAAGGCAAAGACUCAAAGGAAGUGGAAUGUGGGUGUUAACAAGACUAAGGCUAUAAGGGCAAGAUUUAAGGCUAGAGACAUGGUGGAUGGAUAUUUCUUAGGGGAUUAUACAAGGAUUUAUGAUUAUUGCCAUGAGUUGCUAAGAGCUAACCCAGGGUCUACUAUCAAGAUUAAUGUUGAUCCAGUCCCAGAUGGUAGUGAGGACCAAAGACCAUAUUUCAAAAGGUUGUAUGUUUGCUUUGCAGCAUGUAAGGAAAGCUUUAAGUUAUCUAGGCACAUCAUUGGUCUAGAUGGUUGCUUCUUAAAGGGGUUGUGUGGUGGACAAAUUCUGGCUGCAAUAGGGAGAGAUCCAAAUGACCAGAUGCUUCCAGUUGCAUUUGCAGUUGUGGAAGGAGAAAACAGGGAUAGCUGGACCUGGUUUUUGCAGUUGCUGAUUGAUGACCUAGGUGGUCAAGAAGAGUGUUUGACAUACACAUUCAUCUCAGACCAGCAAAAGGUCAUAGUUUAUUUUGUUUGUGCAUAA